CCCGCCGCUCCGUGACGGGAAAAUGAGGAGGCGGAAGUGCAUAAGAGAAAAAAACAGAAGCGUGGACGAAAAACCGCAUCCCUGCCGGAUAAAUGAGCCAAAAAAGCGCAUGACAGAGCGAGCCCCCCGCUGUGCGCCAUCUUUCUGCAGGUGUCGCAUGGGUUCUCCCUCCUCCUCCUCCUCUUCCUCACUCCCACGCCUCCAUUGUGGUCGACGCCUCAGCAGAAGCGACAAUCAGAGGGACGUCGCCUCCUCGUACGGACGGGUAUUGGCUAAUAUCGUAUUCCAGACAUGAAAGUUUAUAAAGAAGUCAUCAGAUAUGAAUCUGCUCCGCUGUCAGCUAGACAUCAUGACCGAGGGACGACCGAGCCGAUCAGCUUUUUCUUCUCAAACCUGGAGGAACUGCUUUCAUGGAAACCGACCAGCCAAGACAUGUUUAAUAUCGCCGUGACCCCUCUGGCAAAACGAUAUCCACCUAUCGGUAGCCAGAGGCCGAGGACUCUCGUCUGCCAUGACAUGAUGGGAGGGUAUCUGGAUGACAGGUUUAUUCAGGGCACUGACGCUAAGGAGCCGUAUGUUUUCUACCAUUGGCAGUACAUUGAUAUUUUUGUCUACUUCAGUCAUCGGAUGUUCACCCUUCCUCCUGUGUGUUGGACAAAUGCUGCUCACAAACACGGCGUUUCUGUCUUGGGUACGUUUAUCACAGAAUGGGAAGAUGGCGGUAAAGUUUGUGAAUCGUUUCUGGCUGGCGAUGAGGCCACAUAUAAAGCAGUCGCAGAUCAGAUGGUGUCACUCGCACGUUUCUACAGGUUCGAUGGAUGGUUGAUUAACAUUGAGAAUGUGCUCAGUCCUGCUGCAGUAGCCCAGGUGCCCUUGUUCCUCUCCUAUUUAACAGAGAAGCUGCACUCACAAGUUCCAGGCGGCCUGGUCCUCUGGUAUGACAGCGUGCUCCACAGUGGGGAGCUGAAGUGGCAGAACGAACUCAAUGACGAAAACAGACAGUUUUUCGCUGCAUGUGAUGGAAUUUUCACAAACUACAACUGGAAGGAAGAACACCUGCAGCGCAUGACCGCAGAGCCGCGCAGGACAGAUAUUUAUGUUGGCGUGGAUAUCUUCGCCCGGGGAGACGUUGUAGGAGGAAAGUUUGAAACUUUUAAGUCAUUGGAGAUGAUCCGGCAGUAUGGCUUCUCCGCGGCGUUGUUUGCUCCAGGAUGGGUGUACGAAUGCUUCAAUAGGGAACAAUUCCUUGAGAACCAACACAGGUUCUGGUCCCUCUUGGAGAAUCGCCUCUACAAUCACAGCCUCAGGACACUCCCUAUCUGCUCCUCUUUCUGUCUUGGCCGUGGGAAAAAGCGAUUUUCGUAUGGACAGGCAGAAGAAAUCGGUCCUUGGUUUAACCUGAGCGCUCAGGAGUUACAGCCCAUCUUUUCGGAUGUAGCUGUUGAUGAAGGUGCCAGUUAUGUCAGGUCUCGGAUCUGCCCACAAGAUGCCUGGCAUGGAGGCAACUCCCUCCUCAUUGAAGGAACACUGUCAGGAGAAACCAAUGCAGUGUCUUUGAGGUUGUUCUCUCUACAUGUUCCCACUCCGGAUAAACUCCUGCUGUCCAUGGUGUACAAGCUGGAGGGUGAUCCCAAUGUUUCGGUGUCACUGGAGCUCUCCACACAAGAUGCUCCUCUUUGCAGUGUGGAAAGUGUUGCUGAAAUAACUGCAGGGGCACUGAGUGAGACACAUACUCUGGAAGCCCUAUCAGAACCUCCUGCGCUUCUUACGACUCCUGAACAGGACAAAUCACCUGAAUGGUUAAAACGGUUUUAUGAGGUGCAGCUUAGUGGAUGCCUGCUGACCAGUUUAUCUGUACAUUUUGCAAAAAACAAGCACGACGGAGAAGAUGAGAACUUUGUGUGCCGCGUUGGAGAAAUCAGGAUUCUGGACGCUUCUCUACCUCGACUACCUCCUGCCCAGCCUUCUGACCUCACCUUGUCUCAUAUACAUUGGCGAAGAGACCAGCAAAGCAAUCAGUUGUUUGUCAGCUUAACCCUUCACUGGAGCCAUCCCAUGGACAACAUUCGGCACUUUCGCAUAUACUGCCGUGGCGUUACCUGUCAUCGUGCCCCAGAGUCUCAGCCUCAUCUCCUUGGGUUGGCGCAUGCUUGCAUUUACCGUGUGGUUGAUGUAGCCAUACCAGAUCCAUGUCCCCCAGCUCCUGGCAAGCUGGAGUUUACAGUUCAGCCAGUUCAUAAGGAUACUGUUGAAAUCUUGCCUCCUGUAUGGGGCCAUCUGGCCUUGGAGUUUGUGGAGCAGACACACACUGAAGUGUGACACCGAUCGUACGUUUUCAGCACAGGAACAAGUUACCUGGGAUUAUUACUGUUUUUUAUAAUAUGUACCAGUGAAUUUAGCCUUCCAAAACUAUGAACAGGAAAUUCAGUCCUGCGCUAUAUACUACAAAUACUGUAUACAUCAUUGUAUGUUACUUAUUAAGAAAAGGGCUCUUGUCGGCCAUGUUUAACCUUAUUUUUCAGAUCAUUUCUAUAGCAUUUACUGCUAGAUUAUACCCAUUAAUGCAUCAGGCUCUUUUAUAAAUGCUGACAUACUAUGUGCUGUUACUACCUCUUGGGGUAGGACAUUCCAUAGUUUGACAGCUGUAACUGUAAAGAAUCCUUUCCUGUAGUGAUGUCUAUAUUGACUUUCCUCCAGACAUUUUUUUUUUAUUUAUAUAUUUUUUCCAAUCCCUCAUUAUGGGAGAGGUCUCCCAUCCCGUCUAUUACCGUAGUCGCCCACCUUUGAACUCGCUCUAGGUACCUUUUUUUUAAAAUCUGUUUUACCAUGUACAGCCCCAAAUAUUUUUGGUCACAUGGCCUAUGUGCAACUCGGUCCCAUUCAAGUAAAAUGGGCCUAGGCUGCAAUACCAAGCACAGCCACUAUACAAUGUACGGCGCUGUGAGGAGGCCGCAGCACUUGGCUGCUUCGAACAGCUGAUCGCUGGUCGUGCCGAAUCUGCACUGAUCUGAAAUUUUUGAUCAAUCCUAAGAAUUGAUCAUCAAUAUUUUACUGUUGGUUCAAAAUUGUUUGCCGUAUUCUUGCCCAUGUGUUUGCUCAUUUUAAACCACACAUGAUCAUAAAUUGUCCAUUCUCCAACGGUCAUGUGCAUGUAGCCUAACUUUUGUAAAGGUAAAAAAAAAAAAAAAAAAAAAUCAUGAACAUUAUACACUUUCCUAGGCGAUGAUUUCCGUUAUAGGGAGAAACAAUAUUUGGUCACAAUAAUUUCACGUGGUUGAAAAUCAUUUCUAACACAGGUUCACCUUUUGGCGUAAAUCUAUUUUACAGCACCUCUUAUGUAUAUCUGUAACUUUGUAAUUACUCGCUGUUACUUUUACUGGUUCUAGUUCAAAGCAUGUAUUAUAGUCCAGAGCUGUAAUCCUAGUUUUGGUCAUGGUGGAACCAGAAAUCAUGGGCCAUGUAUCUCAAGUCGUUUACACCAGUUGCCAGAGCGAGCGGCACGGCUGAAAUGAAACCUAUGAUAAUGUGCAAUGUUUUAGCGGUAAAAUGGCCACUUUAUGCAUCACCAAGUGACGAGAAAAGUGAACGUGGUUGGAAGUAUUAACUAGAAUAAGUGGAAAUUAUGCAAAAUGAUAGGUUUAAUUUCGUAUAUCUACAUUUAAACAAAAAAAACAUAAAAUCCUGCAGUUUUCGCACUGGCUAUGAAGGCCCGCUUUACCCCUCUGCAUUGUGAACUCCAGCUCUGUAAUCGAGACACUAUAUGGCGGCUUUCAGCACGACAAAAAAUGCUACAUGCAACAUUCUUGUCCGACCCAAAGUCAGCAUAUAUGCCGGAAAGCAGCCGGAUUACCCCCAGAUCCCAUAACAGUGAAUGGUGGUAUCCCGCUGUGCCGGACACUGAACUCCAGCAGUCUGUUCCUCUGCCGGAACAGAAUGCCAGAGUUUACACGUCAGUUAUUUCCAUCAGCUUUUGUGAGCCAAAACCAGGAGUGGAGGUUACACAGAGAUAAGGGAAAGAUCGGCACCUGUUGUGUGUGUUUUUGACCCGCAGCUGGUUUUGGCUCAUAAUCUCUGAUCUAAAUAACUGACGUUUGAACAAGGCCUUAGCCUAAUAAUAGGAGCUACUUCUUGCUCUGUACAGAGCACUUUACUGCAGUUAUCUGCUUAUGUCAUUCUAAUCCUGCCUGUAAUGAUACCACUUCUGUGUAGAGAUAAGACCUGAUCCACCAUUCACAACAGGCGAUAUCACAGCUUGUCUUCUCCCUCCUCACCUCUGUACAGGUCACAGAGAAUGCCUAAAAAAACUCUACCAUUAAAGUCAAUGAGGUCCCCUGCUUUCUAAAUGCUGUUAAGAGCAGCCCAGGCAGGAUGGCCAUCAUGUUCAGGACAUAGAAUAAAAAAAAAAUGUAACUAGAAAAUAAAAAACAAUUUCGAAGAAAAGGAAAUGUCGCUAUCUGGCGUAACUGGCAGAUGACAUUUUUGGUGAAACAUUUCCGUUAAAGAAAUAGUUUAAUGCACGUACACAAAGUGACUCCUGAAUGUCGAUCAGGCCACACGUCUAGUUUUGGCCAACAAUGGCCCAAAAAAUUGUUACAGGGCAGACCAUUUUUUUUGUAUGUUAUCGGUCAUGCAGAUAAUUUUAAAACCAUGGUCAGAUGAAGUUUUAUCUCUUUUGUGUAAAUGUGUACUAGCGUUUCUAUGCCAUGUAUGGAUAAUGAAGAAAUUCAUAUUGUUGGCUGAUUGAUAGGAGUCUGGUUACCCCCUCAUACUUUUCUUUUUUGUGAAGACUAAACUAGCAACCUCAUUCGCUCUAAACCUCACGUUUUAUACUAUUUUAUUCAACUUGUAUAAAAGGGAAAGAGAGAAUUUCCUGUUUUUUGAAAAUAAUUUUUGUUUCCUUCUGUGUAAAGUACAAGUGACUGGUUCAUUUGUAUGGUGUACACAGCCAGUUUAGUGAUAAACUGUAGAUGAAAUAUUACUGUUUUAUAUGGAAUUGUGCAAUGUGCUAUUUCUGAUGUAACCAACUUACAAUAAAUAUUUUGCAAUGAAA
Molecule: messenger RNA, 5050 nt
Organism: Bufo gargarizans (Asiatic toad)
Lineage: Eukaryota; Metazoa; Chordata; Amphibia; Anura; Bufonidae
Gene: ENGASE
Product: endo-beta-N-acetylglucosaminidase
Exons: 15
Coding region: 292-2319 (675 amino acids)
Biological process (GO): protein deglycosylation
Cellular component (GO): cytoplasm
Molecular function (GO): mannosyl-glycoprotein endo-beta-N-acetylglucosaminidase activity
Source: RefSeq, a predicted model, not a curated record